Molecule: messenger RNA, 2859 nt
Organism: Fulvia fulva
Lineage: Eukaryota; Fungi; Ascomycota; Dothideomycetes; Mycosphaerellales; Mycosphaerellaceae
Product: putative alpha/beta-glucosidase agdC
Exons: 3
Coding region: 1-2859 (952 amino acids)
Biological process (GO): carbohydrate metabolic process
Molecular function (GO): carbohydrate binding; hydrolase activity, hydrolyzing O-glycosyl compounds
Source: RefSeq, a predicted model, not a curated record
AUGCUUGGUCGGGCUCUGUUGAGGACUGCCUUAUGGGCAGCAGCAGUUUAUGCUCAAGCCCAGGAAGGCGUUGACAGCACUUCAGGCGAAGCUCCAGAACCUGAACUAUACACCAAAGACCUGUCACCAUGUCCUGGUUACAUUGCGAAGAACUAUGGGAAAACAAAGUCUGGCUUUCAUGCGGACCUCACCUUGGCCGGCGAAGCCUGCAACCUUUACGGCAUUGACCUACCGGAUCUCAAGCUAGAGGUCGAGUAUCAAACAGCCGAAAGACUACAUGUCAAGAUCCUGGACACGAACAACACCGUCUACCAAGUCCCGGACGAGAUCUUCCCCCGGCCUGGCUACGGACAAUGGUGCUCACAAGAAGACUCCCAGCUCAAAUUCGACUUCGUCGCCGAGCCAUUCUCCUUCUCAGUCUCUCGCACAGAUUCUGGAGAAGUGCUGUUCGACACCAGUGGCAGCAAGCUAGUCUUCGAGAGCCAAUACGUGCACUUGAAGACCAAGCUGCCAGAAGACCCUCAUCUCUACGGCCUCGGCGAGCAUAGCGACUCGUUCAUGCUGAAUUCCACGAACUAUACCAGGACCAUCUGGACUAGAGAUGCGUAUUCCCUGCCGCAGGGCGAGAAUCUGUAUGGAGCGCACCCGAUAUACUUUGAGCACCGAAAGGAUGAGGCGGGAGCAAAGACGCAUGGUGUCUUCUUGCUCAACUCGAAUGGUAUGGACAUCUACAUUGACGAUAAGGAUGGUCAAACUCUGGAGUACAACAUCAUUGGAGGCGUCCUCGAUUUCUACUUCAUUGCAGGACCGUCGCCGAAGGACGUGGCUCAACAGUAUGCUGAGAUUGCAGAGCUGCCUUUGAUGACACCAUAUUGGGGACUUGGAUUCCAUCAGUGCAAAUACGGAUAUCGCGACGUCUACCAAGUGGCUGAAGUGGUAGCAAACUACUCCGAAGCCGACAUUCCUCUAGAAACGAUGUGGACCGACAUUGACUACAUGGACCUGAGGAGGGUCUUUACUCUUGACCCCGAACGCUUCCCAGCACAUCUCGUUACUGACCUAGUUAACACGAUCCAUGCCCGCGAUCAGCACUACAUCGUCAUGGUUGACCCUGCAGUCUGGUCAGCCGGCUCAAAUGAUGCUCUCGAUCGUGGUAUAGACUACAACACCUUCCUGAAAGAAUCGAAUGGGAGCUUGUAUCAAGGUGUAGUCUGGCCUGGACCCACUGUCUUCCCUGAUUGGUUCCAUCCCAAUGCGAGUGCCUACUGGAACGAGCAGUUCACCACGUUCUUCAACGGCGUACAGGGACCGGACAUUGACGCUCUGUGGAUCGACAUGAACGAACCGGCAAAUUUCUGUAACCGACCAUACCCAUGCAACAGCCCCACAGGUUUCGCAGAAGAAGAAGGCAACCCGCCUGAACCACCUCCAGUCCGUGGUGGCCCAGAUGCUCCGAUUCCUGGAUUCCCAGCCAGUUUACAGCCGAACUUCGCGAAUGGCGAUGAGAAGCACCCCGUAGCUGUGUCUAAGCGCGAUCAACGUGCAAAGCCACACGGUCGCGGUCGCGGCAGUGGUCACUGGCAUGGUCAAAGCCACAAGCCUAGUAAGGGCGGCUGGCAGCAGGGUAAACAGUCAGGAUCUGGCUGCGGUCCUGGAGAGUGUCUUGGUCUGCCCAACCGCGAGUAUAUCCUACCUCCCUACAUGAUCCAAAAUGGAGCUGGUCCAACCCUGGCGGAAGGUACCGCAGACACGGACUUGGUGCACUCAGGAGGCCUCGUUGAGUAUGACGUUCACAACUUGUACGGGACGAUGAUGAGCACUUACUCGAAGAAUGCGAUGCUUGCGAGAAGACCUGAUGUGCGCCCUCUUGUCAUCACUCGAUCGACGUUCGCCGGUGCUGGCAAGGAUGCCUCUCACUGGCUUGGCGACAAUGUUUCCGGCUGGCUGUGGUACAGGAUCUCGAUCAGCCAGCAGCUACAAUUCGCCUCCUUAUACCAGAUUCCAGUCGUAGGCUCCGACGUCUGUGGCUUUGGCGGCAACACAACCGACACUCUCUGCGCCCGCUGGGCAACCCUCGGCUCCUUCAGCACCUUCUUCCGCAACCACGCCGAAAUCUCCUCCAUCGACCAAGAAUUCUACCGCUGGCCCAUCGUCGCCAGCGCUGCCCGCAACGGCAUCCGGAUGCGCUACUUGCUCCUCGACUACAUCUACACAGCCAUCUACCGUCAGAACCAAACCGGCCUGCCAUGUCUGAACCCGCUCUUCUUCAACUACCCCGAAGACCCCAAUACCUACCCUAUCGACCUUCAAUUCUUCUACGGCGACGGGAUCUUAGUUAGUCCGGUUACUGAGGAGAACUCCACUAGCGUGCGAUACUACCUCCCCGACGAUAUCUUCUACGACUUCGCCACCGGCAAACCAGUCCGUGGCGAGGGCGCAUAUGUCACUGCUGAAGUGCCAUACGACAAAAUCCCAGUCCACUAUAAGGGCGGGCACAUUUUCCCGCAGCGCGUCGAGAGCGCUAAUACCACGACCGCACUGCGCACGAAAGGGUUCAACAUCGUCAUUGCGCCAGGUCUGGAUGGCAUGGCGGAAGGCUUCCUGUAUCUGGACGAUGGCGAGUCGUUGGUGCAGGAUGCGGUUUCGGAGAUUGAGUUCAAGUACGAGAGUGGGAAGCUGAGCAUGACGGGGAGCUUCGAGUAUGAUGCUGGCGUGAGGAUUGAGAGUGUUACGCUGCUGGGCGUCAGUGAGGCGCCGGAGAGGGAGUUUGAGAAUGUUGAGUAUGAUGAGAGGACUCUGAAGAGGGUGGUUGUUCUUGCGAUUCCUUUGACGGGGCCGCGGGAGGUGGAGAUUUUGUGA